Penicillium diatomitis is the source of this 741-nucleotide messenger RNA. RefSeq names its product methylthioribulose 1-phosphate dehydratase MDE1 (gene mde1). The record is from RefSeq and is a predicted model, not a curated record. Gene Ontology annotation, cellular component: cytoplasm. Bases 1 to 741 code for a protein of 246 amino acids. The transcript has 3 exons. Lineage: Eukaryota; Fungi; Ascomycota; Eurotiomycetes; Eurotiales; Aspergillaceae. Gene Ontology annotation, molecular function: metal ion binding; methylthioribulose 1-phosphate dehydratase activity.
AUGGCCACCACACAUGACAACGCUGUCGCAGCUGCGACCUCCAACAAUGAUUACCUCGUUCAAUCCGAUGACCCGGAGCACCCCGCGAACUUGAUUCCGGAAUUGUGCCGCAAAUUCUACAAUUGGGGCUGGGUCACAGGCACGGGUGGUGGUACCUCGAUCCGCCACGGUGAUCAUAUCUUCAUUGCACCCUCUGGAGUCCAGAAGGAGCUUAUGAAGUCGGAGAAUAUCUUCGUCCUUCAAUGGCCCACCAAAAAGUACCCGGCCGAGGAACGCAACUACAUUCGCCGUCCUUUGAAGCUGAACCCAUCCGCCUGCACUCCGCUCUUCCUGACAGCUUUUGAACAUGGUGCCGGUUGCUGUAUUCACACUCACUCUCAAUGGGCUGUCCUGGUGACCCUCUUGGUGGAGCGUGAGAAGGGACCCGAUGCCUGCUUCGAGAUUAGCACCAUUGAGCAGAUCAAGGGCAUUCCUCGUGGCAAGGGCAAGGGCAUGCUUGGGUAUCACGACACCCUCCGAAUUCCCAUCAUUGAGAACACUGCAUUCGAGGAGGAUUUGACCAGUGGCCUGGAGGCGGCCAUGAACAAGUAUCCGGACACCUACGCCGUCCUUGUUCGGAGGCAUGGAAUCUAUGUUUGGGGCGACAAUGUCGCCAAGGCUAAGACUCAGUGUGAGAGUCUCGACUAUCUCUUCCAGCUGGCUGUCGAGAUGCACAAAUUGGGCCUUCCAUGGGUCAAGUAG